Molecule: messenger RNA, 2005 nt
Organism: Cuscuta epithymum
Lineage: Eukaryota; Viridiplantae; Streptophyta; Magnoliopsida; Solanales; Convolvulaceae
Source: the annotation of a GenBank genome assembly
GACCUAAUGAGCCCAAGUUGAGCCAUUGAGGAGUAAGAUUUUCCGCUCGUAAAUUUGCGUUCUUCAUGAAACUCAAGUCAUUACCAGCAUAAAUCUGCGAAAUAAGGAUAAAAUAGCAAAAUGGCGUUCUUCACGAAACGUAAGAACCCUAAUCCGAAACUCUACGUUGGAACCAUUAUCCAUCGAACCGUAAUGAUGACCAUGUCGUAACUUAAGAGUUGUGUCCGCUGAAAUUUCCAAUAAGAGAGCGAUCAUUGAUGCUGCAAAUUUGCCAAGUCCAAAGAGAAUAGUGGAUACCCAUGGUACCUAUCAAGGGACGUUUCUGGAUUUAAACAGUCUUGACCGCUUUCUUAGUGAUAAAUCCAUCAAUCACUUGUGCCAGAAAAUGGCCCAAAGCAACACUCUUGUUCAGAUUGGACAAAAAUUACUUGAAUAAAAAAAAUUACUUGAUGCGCCAAAACAUUUCAAAGCAGUGAACAAAGUUUGGCAAAAUGAACACUUCAACGGCCUUCUCUAUAACGCAUUACAUAUCCAGGACUCUUCCCUGCCCGACACAAUAGCAUAUAUUUCUAGGAAAUUUAUGCAUGAACGAUUUGAUGAACGGAUAGCUCGUAUCAAGAAAGAUUGCUACUUCAAAUCUAGCAUGAAAGUCAGAGAACCUUCUAAAGGGACUGCUGUGAUGAGGCGACUCCUAUUGGUUCUAAUUGUAUACUGGAGUUGUGAAGAUGAGUAUCUCAAGUUGGAUACAAUUGAAUGUAAUGUUCCAGUAAAAGCUCCUGCAGACGAAUAUACACUCGGAUUUGUGAAUGUUUUGCAGCAAUUACUUCAGUCGAUGAAGCUGAAAGGUGCUCCUCAUGGUACAAUUGACGCAUUGCGUAGUGAAGUGGAAUCCUCUUGUGCAACGGAACCUGAUCCUUUCCUCGACGACGUGUUCUCUGCGAUGAAGAAAGCGAAAGAUUGGCUAUAUGAGGAAGGUUCUCCUGUUCCAGAACUUCUUGGUGAAUGUUCCAUCAUGGAGCUUGCUGUUGAAACCGAGAAUAAAAACAGUCAUGCCCUUGUUGCUAUGGCAAAGACUUUUUUGGAAAAAUUAGAUUCUUUUGAUCUUGCAGCCAGUUGUAGCUCCCUAGUGCAGAGGCAUUCUGAUUUGUGAGAAAAUUUCUGGUCGAUGCAGAUUUUAAAGAUGCAUGCAUUUCUUAAGAUAAUAAGACGGGAUUGGAACUUCCGCGAAAAAAUUCCACCAUAUAAAUAUGCAUACAACAUGAGGAGGUGCAAACAAACUUUUUCUAAUGACGCGGUUGAGGAUGCAAUGCAUCGGAUCAAGAGAGAUGCCUUCUGCACACGAUUUCUAAAAGAGGGGGAAACUACUGCUAUGUUGAGGGGAUUCCUGGUCAUUUUGUUUGCAUAUCAUGCUCCAGAAAUUCUGAAGUUUAAGGAAAGUUAAACACAUUUAUUAUCAAUCUAAGUUUGCUGGUGAUGUUACAGAAUUAAAGGCGGCGGUGGACAAGGUAUAUAAUGCUGACCCAGAUUCGCGAUCUCACUUUGUGUUUCGUAAGCUUAUGUGCAUUCAGUUUCAACAUGAAGUUUGUCGUAGAAUGAUUUGGUAUGAUAUUCACUGGUAUUAUAGACCUAUGUGGGCGGAGGAUGAUAGAUGUCCAGUUGAGUUUGAAAAUUAAGUUCCAGUCAGCCUAACAUUAGAUCCAGUUAAUUCUCAAUGUGUUUUUUUAUAUUUGGCCUUAUAAACAGUUAACUAUUCAAGUCUAAAAAAAUGAGCGGGAUUUCAGUGGAUGGAGGAGCUCACAGAAGCCAAAGGCUAGAAGACUAGAAGAAGAAAAGAGGCAAACAGCUUGACUCAAGCACUUCUAUUUAAGGAAGUUUUUGUUUUUUUUUAUUCUUUAAACCGAACCAAAUAAGUCUAUUUUAAUUCUAUUUUGAGCAAUUUCUAAUUUACUAAUGGGUUUAAUGCGUCAAUCCCUUGUGAUGUACAAGUUACGUACAUAAGUCACUU